AGAUCGUUUUAUGUUUACUGAAAGUGCAUACACACAGCUGAUGUUCUCUGUUUUAAAGAGGAAUGCUGUAAUUUCCUACUUUCAUUGUGCGCUGCGAAUGCACCUGAAGAGGAGAAGGCUACUUAUUAGUUAGCUGGAGAACGGGUCGGUAAUGAUGCAAUUAGCUCUCAGUAAAACAUUUGGCCAGAAGCCGGUUAAAUUUCAGCUGGAACAGGAUGGAGAUUUUUACAUGGUGGGAUCAGAGGUUGGGAACUACCUCCGGAUGUUCAGAGGGUCACUCUAUAAAAGAUAUCCGUCCUUGUGGAGGAGGCUCGCCUCUGUGGAGGAAAGAAAGAAAAUCGUGGCAUCCUCGCAUGCCACCAGUGUGACUCUGUUAAAGGCUUCAGAGUGUGAAGAGAUCUUCGAAGGUAAUGAUGAGAAAUACAAGGCGGUGUCCAUCAGCACGGAGCCUCCAGCUUACCUCAGGGAGCAGAAGGCAAAGCGGAGCAGUCAGUGGGUUCCUACGUUACCCAGCAGCUCCCACCAUCUGGACGCCGUGCCUUCCUCCACCACCAUCAACCGCAACCGAAUGGGCCGCGACAAGAAGAGGACGUUCCCCCUGUGCUUUGAUGACCAUGACCCUGCAGUGAUCCACGAAAACGCAGCUCAGAUGGAAGCGCUGGUUCCCAUUCGCCUGGACAUGGAGAUAGACGGGCAGAAGCUGCGAGAUGCCUUCACGUGGAACAUGAAUGAGAAACUGAUGACCCCAGAAAUGUUUGCAGAGAUAUUGUGUGAUGACUUGGACCUCAACCCUCUGGCGUUCGUCCCAGCCAUCGCCUCAGCCAUUCGUCAGCAGAUCGAGUCUUACCCCACUGAUAGCAUACUGGAAGGCCAGGCGGAUCAGAGAGUCAUCAUCAAGCUGAACAUCCAUGUGGGGAACAUCUCUCUGGUGGACCAGUUUGAGUGGGACAUGUCAGAGAGGGAGAACUCCCCGGAGUCAUUUGCCCUGAAGCUUUGCUCUGAACUGGGUCUGGGGGGAGAGUUUGUCACCACCAUCGCCUACAGCAUCCGCGGUCAGCUGAGCUGGCACCAGCGAACGUACGCGUUCAGCGAGAACCCCCUCCCCACGGUAGAGAUCGCCAUCCGCAACACCGGUGAUGCAGACCAGUGGUGCCCCCUGCUGGAGACACUCACAGACGCUGAAAUGGAGAAGAAGAUCCGAGACCAGGACAGGAACACCAGGCGUAUGAGACGACUGGCCAACACCGCUCCUUCCUGGUAGGAAGAGACGAGAAGCUGCCAGGAAAAGUUUGCUGGAGAUUCCUGUCCUGUUCAUGUAGUUACAGCCACCUUAGGAUGUCCUGAAAGACAAAGAUGCUGGACAAGCAUGAACUCCGUCUCCAUGGACAGCUCACUGACUGAACACAGCACACACAUUCCUGCAGUCCAUCACCCCCAGACUGACACUAUUUACUCAACAUUUUCUGACCAUUUAUUUUCUUAAAAGUUUCAACUAUGGCUUAAUACACUUGAUCCCACAUGAAAACACACACACACAGUAAUUAUGUAGCAUGUCCUGUAAGCUAAGCCAGCACGGUGUGGUCCCCCAGGUCUUCAGGAUGACACAGAUGAUCCAUCUGCAUCCAGCACUGUCAGCACCCUCAGCAGGAUGGAGGGAGAUGGAGGCGUUCACACACUCAGUCAAAACUUAAACACAGUUAAAACUGAACUAUUUGAAAAAUACCAAACUGCCAGAUGAUAAAUAAUAAAGUGUUUUUUUGUACUUAA
This is a messenger RNA of Melanotaenia boesemani (Boeseman's rainbowfish), 1767 nucleotides long. RefSeq names its product SWI/SNF-related matrix-associated actin-dependent regulator of chromatin subfamily B member 1-like. Gene Ontology annotation, biological process: regulation of transcription by RNA polymerase II; chromatin remodeling. The coding region runs from base 152 to 1261 and encodes 369 amino acids. The transcript is spliced from 9 exons. The record is from RefSeq and is a predicted model, not a curated record. NCBI's taxonomy places the organism in Eukaryota, Metazoa, Chordata, Actinopteri, Atheriniformes, Melanotaeniidae. Gene Ontology annotation, molecular function: transcription coregulator activity. Gene Ontology annotation, cellular component: nuclear chromosome; nucleus.